This is a messenger RNA of Menidia menidia (Atlantic silverside), 3707 nucleotides long. The record is from the annotation of a GenBank genome assembly. Lineage: Eukaryota; Metazoa; Chordata; Actinopteri; Atheriniformes; Atherinopsidae.
AUGACAUCUUGUGAUGUGGAAGAGACGACUGAGCCCAGCGAGGAGCGCGUGAGAGCCAAUAGUGUUGAAGAGCUUCUGUGUGCAUUAGCGGUGGAUGGAGCUACUCUGGAAACGAUAGCCUUCCACGCCCCCUCCUUCCCUCAUUGUGACAUCUCCUCCUCCCCCCCAGUGCAGUUGAGUCUGAGCUCUGGAGGUUUCACAACUGUCUUUGUUUGGCGCGUGCUGUCUGUUGGCCACAGGGUGGCCCUCCCUCUGCAUGUGCAGGUCAUUACUCGAGGCCAACGGCAACUCCAAACUAACAUGGCAGUCAGACUGUGCGAUGUGGCUUCUCUGCUUAGAAGUGGUUCGUGGGCACCUGAGCCUUGGACUGGGCAGGUAAUUGCUGCCAUGGAGACACAGAUGUCCAAUGGGCCAACUUGCAACAACACGAGCAACGGUCCCUCAACAAUGUCAAACAACUGCUCCUCGCCUGUAGAGUCGGGAAGCAUAGAGGACAGUAAAACUAACUUGAUAGUGAACUAUCUGCCUCAGAACAUGACCCAAGAAGAGCUGAAGAGUUUGUUUGGGAGCAUUGGAGAAAUUGAGUCCUGCAAACUUGUUCGAGACAAAAUAACAGGGCAGAGCCUAGGCUAUGGAUUUGUGAAUUACGUUGACCCGAAAGAUGCAGAGAAGGCCAUCAAUACCUUAAACGGCUUGAGACUUCAGACCAAAACCAUAAAGGUUUCCUAUGCCCGUCCAAGCUCCGCCUCCAUCAGAGAUGCAAAUUUGUACGUCAGUGGCUUGCCAAAAACCAUGACGCAGAAAGAGCUAGAGCAGCUCUUCUCUCAGUAUGGACGCAUCAUUACCUCACGUAUUUUGGUGGACCAGGUGACUGGCGUCUCCAGGGGGGUUGGCUUCAUUCGUUUUGAUCGGCGAGUCGAGGCUGAGGAGGCCAUCAAAGGUCUGAACUGUCAGAAGCCGCCAGGUGCCACUGAACCCAUUACAGUCAAGUUUGCAAACAACCCGAGCCAGAAGACCAGCCAGGCAUUGCUGUCUCAGCUGUACCAGUCACCCAAUCGAAGGUACCCAGGACCCCUCGCACAGCAGGCACAACGCUUCAGGUUGGACAAUUUGCUGAACAUGGCUUAUGGAGUCAAAAGCAGGUUCUCCCCCAUGGCCAUAGACGGGGUGACCAGUUUGGCUGGCAUCAACAUCCCGGGGCACGCAGGCACUGGCUGGUGUAUCUUUGUCUACAACCUGGCUCCAGAUGCAGAUGAAAGCAUCCUUUGGCAGAUGUUUGGGCCGUUUGGAGCCGUCACAAAUGUCAAGGUUAUUCGCGACUUCAACACAAACAAGUGCAAAGGAUUUGGUUUUGUCACCAUGACUAAUUACGACGAGGCAGCUGUGGCCAUUGCUAGCCUGAACGGAUACCGCCUCGGGGACAGAGUUCUGCAAGUCUCAUUCAAAACCAACAAAACACACAAAGCCUAAAACCCACUGCGAUUGUUUGUAGAAAACUCACCAGAAAGUGGAAGCGUAUCAACCGCAACUUUCUACAUUAGUAAAGAGCUUUCUAAUCAAUAUUUGGCAUCCAACAAUGUGGUCAUUUUUUUAAAACUUUUUUUUCAUUGCUCCGCUUUGAAUCUUCAGUAUAGUUUGAAACAAAAAAAUCCUACAGGUUCUAAGGCCUGUGAUGUUUAAUCUUUGCUGUUACAGAUGAACCACCUGAAACGUUACUAUAGGUUUUGUCAUUCUGUUGCACAUUGCUUUGAAGCAGUAAGUCUUGUAAGGUUAUGUGUUGUGAUUUCCUUUGUACUUCUGUGUCCUGAUUUUCCAUAGGUGCGUUAUUCUCUGAGUGAUUAGCAAGUACUUAUUUUGCGCAGUUUUUGGUUUGAUUUUUGACAGUUUAUUGUAAUCUGAGUUGGUUAUUGGUUGGCUGCAUAAUGUUGCUUAUUGUAAAUUUAAUGGAUAAAAAGACAAAAAAAAUUCUUAAAGCAGUACCUUGCCAAAGAGCUAAGAACCUCUUUGAUGUGGGUUUAAAAGCAUCUAUUUUUAUAAAAAGAAAAAUUUGGAGAAACUUUUUACUGGACCUGGAACAAAAUAUUUUGACUUGGAUACUUUGAGAAAUAUCUUCAUAUGACACCUUGUGAGCUUUUGAACUUUACAAGAAAGUUUGCAGUGGUUGACAUUUCUGGAGAGAUUUAUGAUGUAAAAGAUACCUUUUGAGAUCUUUGUAUUAUCUUUAGAUUCUAGAAUCAGUGACAUUGCUGGUUUCAUUUGUAAAUCAUCUGUGGGUCCUCGGUCAUCCCGGUCGUCUGUUUGAGUAGCAACUCACUUUCCGAUUUAGAUUUGGAAACGGACAAAAAUAAAAGGUUUAUUUGCAAAAAGUGCAUGCAAAAUUACAUUAAGGAGAGAUCUUAAAAGGUAAACAAGAUUAAAAAUCAGUUCUGCCACAAGGAAUCCUGUCAGAUGGAUCUCAUGAUGUGUUGUGGUGUACCUACGAUAUGUCAAUGGACUGAUUUUUGUCAACCACAGGGGUUUUUACAUACUUUGUAUGAAAGAUUUGGGACAAGCCGAUGAAGGCAGCCACAUUUAAAAAAGGAGGGAAAAAAAGGUUUGAAGAAUGGGAUGACUCUUGAGCAUUGAGCUGUGUAAAUAAGUCCUUUUUUACGUUGAGUAUUUGGCAGACUUUUUUUGGUCAUAGUUUGGACUUCAUUGGAAAAUGUGACUGUUUUUCUUUUCAUGGAGUAUGUGAGGUAUUUUCUUUUUGAUAUUAACCUCUUUGAUUUAUCCUUUGUUGAAAUACCUGAUUUGUCGUCCUAUGGACUUGCAUUACCGUGCAUCAAAUUUGUUUGUGGUUUGGUCUGUAGAUAGUCUUGCUUCGUUUAAAAAGAAAAAAAACAAAGGUAUUAAACUAUAGACAUUUGUUUUGGGGUUUUUUUUAUAUAUAAACAUUAUAGAUAAAUAUAUUUAUGUGGUAAAGAAUGGAUAUAAACCACAGUUUUGAACUACUUUACUUUUUUUCAUACUCAUAUAUAUAUAUAUACGUAAUGCAUAUAACCUGUCUUUAAAAUCGUAAAAAGGUGUAUAUUGCUUUAUUCUCUUUGGGGAAGGACAGUGAAGCAGUUGCAUUAGCGAUGGUAAAAUUGGUUGCUAAAGUUUAACAAACAUCAAUCUUGACCAAACAAAUUGAGGCUUGUCGAGCCUUAGAUGCACUAAAACUGCACCUGCUUGGUACUUCAGCCAGCUACUAGUCAUGCUUCCCCUUAAAUGAGCAGUGUGCUAUGCAUUAUAGAAUUCUUUGCAACUGCUUUUUCUUUAUCUAUUUCUUCUUUGUGUUUCUUGUAAAAGUUAAACUUUAAGUCUAGAUGAGUUGUGAUACUUGCUGCUGUGGGGAAGAGUGCACAUUUUUCAUGCCUGACCAGUCAUUGUCAAAAAUCACUUUCCUUUUUGUAACCUCAUGAUGAUUUUGGUCUUGGCAAAUUGUGUAGAAGGUCUGGCAUGAAAACGUGUUCCCUCCAACCCCUCUUAUCUCAAUUCCUAAUGAGAAUGAUUAUUUAUUUGAAGUUGUAUAGUCUGACUUGGUUCACAGCAUUUUUGGAAUAGAAUAUCUUUUGUUGACUAUUUAAAAGGAUGUACAUGUUCUUUACUUUGUUUGGAUACUUUGUAUUAUUUCAAUGUUAAGUACAUCAAUAAAAUAAGUUUGAAGGGCAACACAGCUUAUUGGA